AUGGCGGACGAAGACCUUGCGACCCGAGCGCCUGAGAGCGACGCGCAGGAGGACACAGCUGUCCCAGACGAUUCGAAACCUGAUCAAGGCGCCGCAAGCAUGGGAGAAAUCGCUAAGCUCAACGACGUGGAAGCAUACAUCGCAAAGCCGGCCGACUACCCUCACUCUCCAUGCAAGCUACUGCUAUUGCUCACGGGGGGCACGGGACUCCACAGCAAGAACAACCAGAUCCAAGCGGACAAGUAUGCCGAAGAGGGAUUCCUCGUCGUCAUGCCUGAUCAAUUCGCUGGCGACCCAGCAUCCUCCACCUCAACCACGCAGACCGCGGCCGCCGAAACAAGCCCCAGCAUAAUCGAACAAGUCAAGUUGGGCGUCGCCUCCGUCGCCAAAUCAUUCACAAUCGACAUGUGGCUCGCACGCCACACCGAAUCCAAAGUCCUUCCGAUCCUCAACAACGUCAUCUCCGCCAUCAAGGAAGAGUUCGCCGAUGCAGUGGCACACGGGAACGGGAUCUACGCUGCUGGAUACUGCUUCGGAGCGAGGUACGUCCUCCUGUUGGGAUCAGAACUCCACGACGACGUCGCGGCGGGGCAGAAGUCGACGGAGGCGAAGGCUGAAGAAGGAAUGGUCAAGAAGGGACCACGGAUCAAAGCUGGUGUCAUCGCACAUGGGACGCAGGUCACGGUGGCGGAUAUGGAGAACUGUACUGUGCCGGUUGGGAUCGUGGCGGUGGAGGACGACAGUCUGUUCCCGGAUCAUGUGCGCGAUGCGGGUGUGAAGAAGCUGCAGGAAAAGGGUGUUGAGCAUGAGGUGCAUGUGUACCCUGGUGUGCCGCACGGGUUCGCGGUGCUGGGAGACUAUGAGGAUGAGAACAUCAAAGCUAAGCAGAAGGAGGCGUUCCAGCAGAUGCUGCAGUUUUUGAAGGCGCAUUAG
This is a messenger RNA of Zymoseptoria tritici IPO323, 933 nucleotides long. RefSeq lists its product as uncharacterized. The coding region runs from base 1 to 933 and encodes 310 amino acids. Lineage: Eukaryota; Fungi; Ascomycota; Dothideomycetes; Mycosphaerellales; Mycosphaerellaceae. The record is from RefSeq and is a predicted model, not a curated record. The transcript has 3 exons. Gene Ontology annotation, molecular function: hydrolase activity.